GAGAAAUGGAGCGAAGUUCCCGCCAUUCCACCAGCAGAAAACGCUCCCUAAAAUUUAAAUCCAAUCCCGAUUUGGUUUUCCAUUACUGUCUUCCUUUUCAGCUUCUCUGAUUUCCACUUUUGUUUCUCUCCUUUCCCCGAUAUUCGCUUGCCCUAAUUUGCUUUCGAAGCGUACGUAAGUAUCUCAUCUGAUCACAAUUGCUUCCGGAAUGUUUCGGAGCUCCAGAUCCGACUUCAUGCUUGACUUUGCGGCACGUAAAUACAAGAAACCUAGAAGGUAUCAGAUACCAAGAAUCUAAUCUGCCUACCGAGCAAGCUGGUCGGUACAUUUGCAAAUGGAAUUCUUCCUAUCCUUUUCCCCCAGAUCUAAUAUGCAAGGAAGCAGGUAUGGAAGUUGAAUUUCUGCACACUAGAAGCCUUUGCUGUUAUAUGCAGUCUCCUUUUGAUUUUCUUUUUUAUCAUCGUUAUAUGGUUUGAGAAAUGGAGCAUGAAGAAUGUCGAGUGCCUAGUAUUCUUCUACUUUGUUUUUUUCCCCCUUAUAUCCCUGCAGCCAGUGCAAGGUCAUUCUAUUCUUCCUCUAUAAAGUGAGUUGAACAAUGGUUGCACUUUUCCAUUUUUCUGCUUUAUAGUUUUGAUAGGGUAUAGUUUAGUGAACCAUGUUUGACACCAGUAGUUGCUAAAGGAAUUUCCUAGCUAGGAGGCUUUUGGAGAAGUGGAAUGGGGAUGCAAACCUUAUUGGUUGAGAGUGACUUAUGACAAUGAGAAAAGCAUCUGUAUCCAAAGUGGUCUUUAAGGUACAUCAUCCUGCUGAUAUUUGGAAUCCUUAUCUCUUCAAAUCCUGAUAUCUAAAAGUAAUAUGCCCAUAGAUUCUUCUCUUCUUCUUUUUUCACUCUUGUGGAGGGUGCUCCAGGACCUCAUUUCGACUUUUUAGUUAAUGUCAUAAGGAGUAUUUGCAACCUAAAACUACAAGCUUACACUCAUACUAGAGUCAGUUUACCAGAGAACUCCAUCCUCCUGGAGUGAAAGAAAUGCACUAGUUACACAUAUCAGCCGGCUUUUUGGAGGUUUGAGCGCUCCGCAAUUCGUUUAAAAUUUAAAUAUAAUGGUUUGGGAGAUGUGCCACAUCACACAAUAAUUUUAUUUUUUCAUUUUUAAAAUUUGUUUGACUUUUUCUCCACUAUUAAAUUCAAAUUGUAAAUUCUAAGGAAUUGUGGAGCCCCAAAUCCUUUGUGAGAACCACUCAUAAAAGGAAUCUUGGUAGAAAAAGAGAAAUAAACAUUUUGGAAACAAGAGGCAUCUAUAUCCCAAAUGUUAAGAUGGAUGAGAAAUAUUCAUAUGGAUCAUGUGGGGCCCACGAUUUCAUAUGAAGUGUGCAUGCGAGGGUUCCCUAAAGAUGAGAAUAUCGAUGUAUGCGGUCCAUAUGCAUAUUAAUUGGUUUUGUAGGUCAUCAUAUAUUUCACUUAUGGGCUGGACAGAGUCCUGAUCCUCUGUUGUGUAAAAGCUUAAAAGGACAAGGAACUCUUAGAGUCUGAGUAUCUCUGACUCUUAGGUGACAAUAGUUUUGUCAUAAAGAUAAUCACAUAAUUGCCAUGAUGUGAUUGUGUGAGUUAGUGAUAUGCGUUCUCAGAGCAAUUGCAAUUGUAUAAUUUUAUUGGAGCCAACAAAAUAUAUUAGGAAAUGUGUUUUAUUGAUGUGAUUGGGUUAACAAAAUAUAUUGAUAUAAUGAUAUAAAUUUGAUGACUUGAUUUUUAUGUAAUAGAGGUGGGGCACAGCAUUGAUUUUUAUAUAAAAUGUGUGUGUAUAUGUUGAAGUGGAUCUCAUUUUGGACAAGAUGAGCCAACAUAGGGCUAGUCAAACACCAUUAUCCCAUGCUUGAUCCAUUAGAAUCGAGACAAUAAAAAAACAUUAUUGUGUUACAAUUUAAGUUCAUGGACCAAUAAUUUUUUAAUAUCUAGAAUGCAUGCACAUCUAAAUCUUAACCAUUGCAUUUGCUCUCAGUGCUACCGUCUAGCCAAUGGCCACCGUAGGUGAUCGUAGAAAUACAAUCUGAGACUGAGACCUCAUCCAGCUUUUGUUAAAAAAAGCAGCCCACUGGGCCGUUUUAUUGAGCCCAGUCAUCCUCAAAUCUGUUUUCCUAACACUCUGCAAGCCCGUGAAACGGCCCAGUAGCCCAUGAGCUAGUGGCCUCCAUAAAACUUUGAAUUUCAAUUACGCAAGCACUACACGCAACACUUCUUAUUUUCUGUUAAACGCAGUUAAUACUUAAUUAGUGGCAUUAAAUACCCGUCUCAUGCGCGAGUAAUUAGCGUUGUAUAUUUUUAGAAAUUAAAAUGAAAAAUCACAAUCCAAAUUGGGGUUUUGAGAAAUGGCGACGGAGUCAUCAGAAGGAGAAGAUGAGGGGAAGAUAACCGGAGGGAACCGGCAUCUGAUUGUGGACGACGAUCUUAGAGAGAUGGGCAAGAAGGCUGCUUGGAGUGUCAGUUCCUGCAAGCCCGGCAAUGGCGUCUCUUCUCUCCGUGACGAAAAUCUCGACACAUAUUGGCAAUCAGACGGUGCACAGCCUCAUUUGGUGAAUGUUCAGUUCCAGAAGAAAGUGAAGCUGCAGUUGGUUGUUCUAUAUGUGGAUUUCAAGCUUGAUGAGAGCUACACACCAAGUAAAAUAUCGAUUCGAGCUGGUGAUGGAUUUCACAACUUGAAGGAGAUUAAAACAGUGGAGCUUGUCAAGCCAACUGGUUGGAUUUAUAUAUCAUUAUCUGGAAAUGAUCCUCGGGAAACUUUUGUCAACACCUUUAUGUUGCAAAUCAUUGUGCUGUCGAAUCACCUAAAUGGGAGGGAUACUCAUGUCCGCCAGAUUAAAGUUUAUGGGCCUCGACCAAACCCUAUGCCGCACCAGCCAUUUCAGUUUACUUCUCAAGAAUUUAUUACUUAUUCUUCCAUGAGAUGAUGAUGUAACCCCAUAGACGAGAGAGACAGCAUGUCAUACUGGAGAGGAUUAUGGCAUAUAGUUUAGAGCAACCAGAUCAUUCAAGGAUCAUGAAGAGGUUUCCUAAUUCUGGACAUGUAAAAUCUGUAGCAUUGGUAUGUUCCUAUUUCUCCGGGAACUCAAGUCUACAAAUUAUUAAAAAAAAAAUGUUAUUAUAUGUUUCCUUAUGUUUGCGAGGACAAGCAUGCAAAUGGGGCCAUUUCCUGAUUUUACUCUUCCUAAUCGCAUUUUCUUUGCUUCAGAGAUUUACAUUUGCAAGUGAGAAUCUACACAAUUCGCACUGCAAUAUGGUCUGAUGUUCUGGGGUGAUCUUGCUUUGGUAUGUACCUCUUUUAUUUUAUAAAUUGCUUUGCAAAGUACUUGCCCUUAGCCCCAUCUAGUCAUAUAGGUACCUUAAUUGUUUCUGCAAUGUGUUGUGCUUACAUUAUUUCAAAGAGACUUGUGUAAGUUUAUUUCGAAGGAAUUAAGAUUAAGAAACCUGUUGUUCGA
Tripterygium wilfordii is the source of this 3471-nucleotide messenger RNA. Its product is annotated as anaphase-promoting complex subunit 10-like. The record is from RefSeq and is a predicted model, not a curated record. The transcript is spliced from 7 exons. Gene Ontology annotation, biological process: protein K11-linked ubiquitination; anaphase-promoting complex-dependent catabolic process. Lineage: Eukaryota; Viridiplantae; Streptophyta; Magnoliopsida; Celastrales; Celastraceae. The coding region runs from base 2365 to 2943 and encodes 192 amino acids. Gene Ontology annotation, cellular component: anaphase-promoting complex.